AUGGCUUUUUCUAGUAGUAAGUCUGUACUUGUUUCAUUACUCUUGGUGGUGUUCCUCGUGAUCAAUAUCGAACCAUCAUUGAGUCAAAGCACACAGCAAAUAAUCGAGAAGAUAUGCCGGAGCACAGAGGACUAUGGCUAUUGCAGGAAAACUUUCCAAGCACACUUAAAGGCCCCGAAUUCUGAUAUAGUUGCCAUAACCCAGAUAACCGUAGAGGUAGCAGUAGACCACGCCACCAAAACUCACCAGUUUAUCAGGCAGACCCUUGAAACAACAAAAGACGCGAAUCUGAAAAGGGGACUUUCCGAGUGUGAGGAAGCUUAUCGUCUAAUCGUGCAGGCAUUUGACUCGGCAGCAGUCUCAUUUUUCCAGAGAGAUUACGACGGUGUGUAUAAGGAUGAGCGCAUAACACCGCGAGUAGAAUCGAGCUGCGAAGACACACUGGCUACGCCGCCUGUUAGCCCCCAGAGACACAUUCUUGACGAUAGAAGCAAGGGAAUGAGGAUUUUCAUCGUCAUGGCUAUGAAUGCAGUGCAGGAUCUGCUUAAUUCAAGGUCUGAGGCACCUGCCGCUGCACCUGCUGCUGCACCUGCUCUGCUGUAA
This is a messenger RNA of Argentina anserina (silverweed cinquefoil), 603 nucleotides long. RefSeq lists its product as uncharacterized. The transcript has a single exon. The record is from RefSeq and is a predicted model, not a curated record. Lineage: Eukaryota; Viridiplantae; Streptophyta; Magnoliopsida; Rosales; Rosaceae. The coding region runs from base 1 to 603 and encodes 200 amino acids. Gene Ontology annotation, biological process: negative regulation of catalytic activity. Gene Ontology annotation, molecular function: pectinesterase inhibitor activity.